UGAAAUGAGAUCACCAGCGAUGGCAGUGGUGAAUAUGCAAUUUCCUUCAAGGAGAAUAGAUUCGAAGGAAGUCAUUAAUGGACGAACUCAGCUAAGAUGUAAAGAUCAAAUGGAAGGAGCACAGGAAAAGUUCUGCGAACGCAUGGACCACUAUUUGGCACAGCCAGAGAAGAAUAUGAUUUUCACAGAGGAUUUGAAAUCCAUGAUACACUUGGCAGAAACAGAUAAAGAUGUGGACUUAGUCAUGAGAAUGAUGAAGCAGUUUAAUUCUCAAAAUAAAGAGAUGAGGUUCGGAUCAUUUACGUUUGGUCCGGUGGUGAUGCGCAUGUUUCUGCUUACUCAAGAAACACUUGAGGCCCUUGAGGCAAUGAAAUCACCUGAACUUGAAGGCUUCUUUGACCAGGUGUCCUCGUUCUUCAUACUCAUGGACCUGCUCUAUAAGCACGAGCUUUACCAGGAAGUGCUCGACACUUACCAGCUGCUACGCGGGCGUGAGCUGGAACGCGCACGCUACCCGCGCGACUGCAUCAUCCUCUGCUCGCCGCCUGCUACCGCAUGGACACGCCCGCUGCGUAGACGACCCGCGCUCGAGUCCUCUUCACGCUGGCGCGAGGUCAACUACAUCACGACGCGCAACCUGAAGCUGAUAGCGCUCGCCGACCUGGACCGCGUCGACGAGGCGCUGCCGGCGCUAGCGGAGGGCGACCACGUCGCGAAAGUGGACAUUGCCGAGAUCGUGACGACGCCGAUACUCGAGCGGAGGCCGCCGCCGCAGCAGCGUCAGGAUUAUCAGCCGAGUGGCGCGUACAACCAGCGCUACCGCUCGCAGGCGGUGGGCAGGGUUACUAUGAUCGCCAGCAGCAUGACCCGUCCGGGCCUGUCCGAUCGAUACGACACAUAA
Messenger RNA from Priapulus caudatus, 901 nucleotides. RefSeq lists its product as uncharacterized. Lineage: Eukaryota; Metazoa; Priapulida; Priapulimorpha; Priapulimorphida; Priapulidae. The coding region runs from base 5 to 901 and encodes 298 amino acids. Gene Ontology annotation, biological process: regulation of mRNA processing; mitochondrion organization; multicellular organism development. Gene Ontology annotation, cellular component: mitochondrion. The record is from RefSeq and is a predicted model, not a curated record. The transcript is spliced from 6 exons. Gene Ontology annotation, molecular function: RNA binding.